AUGUCUGUUGUCGGUAUUGAUCUCGGUGCGCAGAGCACCAAGAUCGGUGUUGCUCGGAACAAGGGAAUAGACAUUAUCACCAAUGAAGUUUCCAACCGCGCAACCCCCGCUCGCAGCAGACACAUCGGCGAGGCCGCCAAGACACAAGAGACUUCGAACCUGAAGAAUACCAUCAGUUCCCUAAAGCGCCUCAUCGGCCGCUCUUUCAACGACCCCGAUGUCGCGAUUGAACAGCAGUUCAACACGGCCACCAUCUGUGACGUCAAUGGUCAGGCCGGUGUUGAGGUGAACUACCUGGGUAAGAAGGAGAAGUUCUCUGCGACUCAGCUGGUCGCCAUGUACCUCACCAAGAUCAAGGACAUCGCCUCCAAGGAGCUCAAGCUGCCUGUCUCCGAUGUCACCAUCAGUGUGCCCGCCUGGUUCACCGAUGUUCAGCGCCGCGCCAUGAUCGAUGCCGGUGAGAUUGCCGGUCUCAAUGUUCUCCGUCUCGUCAACGACACUACCGCCACCGCUCUGGGUUACGGUAUCACCAAGACUGACCUUCCCGGCCCCGAGGAGAAGCCUCGCCGAGUUGUGUUCAUCGACAUUGGUUACAGCGACUACACCGCCACCGUUGUCGAGUUCCACAAGGGUGAGCUGAACGUCAAGGCCACCGCCUACGACCGUCACUUCGGUGGUCGUAACUUCGACCAGGCCCUCACUGAGCGCUUUGCCGAUGAGUUUAAGGAGAAGUUCAAGAUUGACAUCCGAACCCACGGCAAGGCUUGGUCCCGUACCCUUGCUGCUGCCGAGAAGCUCAAGAAGGUCCUGUCGGCCAACCCCCAGGCCCCUAUGAGCAUCGAGUCGCUGAUGGAGGACACCGAUGUGCGCGCCAUGGUUAAGCGUGAGGAGCUGGAGGAGAUGGUCAAGCCCCUGCUGGACCGCCUGACUGUUCCUCUCGAGCAGGCCCUCUCUGAGGCUAAGCUGAAGAUCGAAGACAUUGAUCACAUCGAGAUGGUUGGCGGCUGUACCCGCGUUCCCGCUAUCAAGGAAACCAUCAGCAAGUACUUCGGCAAGAACCUUUCCUUCACUCUCAACCAGGAUGAGGCUAUUGCCCGUGGUUGUGCGUUCUGCUGCGCCACUCUCUCCCCUGUCUUCCGUGUCCGUGACUUCGCCAUCCACGAUAUCGUUAACUACCCCAUCGACUUCACCUGGGAGCAGUCCCCCGACAUUCCCGAUGAGGAUACCAGCCUCACUGUCUUUAGCCGUGGUGGUGUCAUGCCCUCAACCAAGAUCCUCACCUUUUACCGCAAGCAACCCUUCGACCUGGAGGCCCGCUAUUCCAAGGCUGAACAGCUGCCCGGCAAGGUCAACCCUUGGAUUGGCCGCUUCUCCGUCAAGGGUGUCAAGGCCGAUGCCAAUGAUGACUUCAUGAUCUGCAAGCUUAAGGCCCGCUUGAACUUGCACGGUAUCCUGAACGUUGAGUCCGGCUAUUAUGUUGAGGAUAUGGAGGUUGAGGAGCCCGUCCCCGAGGAGGGUGAGCAGAAGGAUGGUGAUGCUAUGGACACCAAUGGUGACGAGCAGCCCAAGAAGACUCGCAAGGUCAAGAAGCAGGUCCGCAAGGGUGACCUGCCCAUUGCCUCUGGCACUGGCGGCGUCGACCAGACCACCAAGGAGGCCUGGACCGAGCGCGAGAACUCCAUGUACAUGGAGGAUAAGCUUGUUGCCGAGACUGAUGAGAAGAAGAACGAGCUUGAGGCCUCCAUCUACGAGCUCCGUGACAAGAUCGACGGCGUCUACUCCGAGUUCGCCAGCGAGGAGGAGAAGGACAAGCUCCGCGCCAAGCUGACCGAUACCGAGGACUGGCUGUACGAGGACGGCGAGGACACCACCAAGUCUAUCUACGUCGCCAAGAUGGAUGACAUCCGCUUCAUCGCCGGCCCCAUCAUCCAGCGCUACAAGGAGAAGGUCGAGGCCGAGCGCGAGGCCGUCCGCAAGGCCGAGGAGGAGGCCGCUGCCAAGAAGCGUGCCGAGCUUGAGGCCAAGAAGAAGGCCGAGGAGGAGGCUAAGAAGGCUGAGGAGGACGCUAAGAAGGCCGCCGAGGGCGAUGCCGAAAUGGCGGACGCUCCCGCCGAGGGCGAGGCCGCCCCGGAGGGUGAGGAGAAGCAGUAG
Penicillium macrosclerotiorum is the source of this 2151-nucleotide messenger RNA. RefSeq names its product Hsp70 chaperone Hsp88 (gene hsp88). The record is from RefSeq and is a predicted model, not a curated record. Gene Ontology annotation, biological process: protein folding. The transcript has 5 exons. Lineage: Eukaryota; Fungi; Ascomycota; Eurotiomycetes; Eurotiales; Aspergillaceae. Gene Ontology annotation, cellular component: nucleus; cytosol. Gene Ontology annotation, molecular function: ATP binding; ATP-dependent protein folding chaperone. The coding region runs from base 1 to 2151 and encodes 716 amino acids.